Molecule: messenger RNA, 1408 nt
Organism: Ruditapes philippinarum (Manila clam)
Lineage: Eukaryota; Metazoa; Mollusca; Bivalvia; Venerida; Veneridae
Product: CREB/ATF bZIP transcription factor-like
Exons: 5
Coding region: 166-894 (242 amino acids)
Biological process (GO): regulation of DNA-templated transcription
Molecular function (GO): DNA-binding transcription factor activity
Source: RefSeq, a predicted model, not a curated record
UUUGACCAAUCAAAUCAUCUCACAAUUUGCUGAUACUGCUAAAACGUAUCGAAAACGUUUCGCUUGUUUAUAUAUCACGCGACAACCGCACUACUUUUACAUUCGUUGAAAAAGAACAGACUUGGGACGUAGGACUGUUAAAACAGACUUUAAAAUUAUCAGCUGAUGGACAGCCAAGUUAUCCGAUGUGACGUCGAUUUUGGGAUGACCGUAGAUCCUGUGUUUGCUAGCAAGGCCUCGCCCAGUCACGAGUCGGACAGCGGUUGUUCAGACAUGAGUGAGGUUAGUUCAAAAGUUGGCAGCUUUGCCGGGAAAAACAGUAAGGCAGCACCAGCAGUGAAAGUGGUAAAGGUUGUCAAGACUGCAGCCCAGUCCAAACAAGAGAUUGACAAUGAACUUCUUCAAGCUCUUGAUGACAGAAACAAGAAGAAUGCCGUUCAAGCAAAGUUAAAUCGUGAGAAAAAGAAGGUCUAUAUUAAAGGUUUAGAGGAUGAGAUUGAAGAAUUGAAGUGUGAAAAUUUCACUCUCAAAGAGAGAAAUCAGACUGUAACAAAUGAAAAAAAUGAACUACAGGAAGAAGUUGAGUAUUUGAGAAGUGUUUUAGCGAAUCAAAGUGCAUUAUCUGGUCUAUUGAAGAAUAUUGGAAAUGUUGAAAAUGUGAAGCUGACCUCUUCACUUCGUCGUAAGAGAGGAGCUGAUCUUGACCAUGAUUAUCAUAAUUCAGCUAAAGUCGCUAAGAAGUCAGGGAAGAAAACAGCGGGGAUUUGCUUACAUGUCGACCAAGGAAGUGUUUCACUGGAAUUCUGUUCUAAAUGUGCCUCAAUGGCUAAAUCAGAUGAUGCAGAGUGGCGGUGGCUAACCCGAAUGUGGGCUGUCUUUCAUAUUCAACCUUGAGAGGGGUUAUUGCACAUUUCCUGACCCCAUGAGAGCGUGCUGCUAGUGCGCCAAUUAAUAUAAAUUCGAAAUCCGGUAUCGAGAUUGGGGAGAGAAAAGUUGUACAUGGCAAGUUAAAAGUCCAAGAAUUAAGGAAAGGAAAAAGGGUGGUAUUGGUAGUAAUGAUACUCAUUGUAUAUAUGAAAGAAAUUGUGUAAUUUAUGUUCUCAUUUACAUUUUUAACAUGUUCACAUAUUUGAAAAUGUUCACUUUUAAUGACCAACAUAAUUUUUUAUUUCUUUUGUGUACAGAAUUUGUUAUUUUUAUAUUAUGUAUAUGAUUAUGAAAUAAGUGCUAGAAUUUAAUAAUACGUACAGUCAUGUUUUGUAAAAAAAUUGAUAAAGUUUGCAAUUUUCAAUUAUGUUCCUGCAAUGUAGUAUAUUUGAUUGUGAUUAUUUAUGUAUUAUUUUGUCAGCCGUAAAAUGUUGAUUUGCACUACUUUGAAAAUAUUAAAUGUGUUGAAAAUGUUAAUAAA